GGCAAGGGAGGUCACCUUGUUUACAUUCAGCACGUGUAUCUUCCUAAUUUCACAAAAUCACCUCUACGUAAUCUCAAUUAUAAGUGAAAUUAGUAAUCCCUUUUUUAAAAAAAUGGCUCAAGCAGAACUCAGUGAUGCGGCACUUAAGUUUGUAAAUGAAUUAGAAAUGGAAAUGAUGGUGGAUAUGUAUAACCGGUAAGUUUUCUAAGUCAGGAGCCAAGGUGAAUAUGCGGCAUGCGUCUCUGACUCUGGCUCUGUCCUUUUUUUCUAGACUCUAGUCCUAGUUGUACUCUCUCAUUCUUAUGAGUCGAUCAGAAUGAAAUGAAUACAAAUAAUGAAUUUAAUAAUGAAUAUUAAUAAAUAUUCAAUAUUUUAAAAAAUCUAAAAUCAAUCACAAUGGCUUGACAAAUGUACUAUUGGUAUCAAUCAACUCAAUUCAAUUUUGUUGAUAAACAUAAUGAAAUGGGCCUGAAUUGGAAAAUCACUGAUCAGUGCUAGAUAAGUCUGAUAAGAGUGAUAGUUCAAUUUUUUUAAAAUAAAUUAAUUGAAAAAAUUGGAGCAAAUACAAAAUAUAGUUAUAAUACUUAUAUACUUAUAUUUAUAAAUUGAUAUGCUGGUGACCUACCUAAUCUAGUAAAAAGUCCUGCCUAAGACUACUAAUACUAAGUCUAAGUAUUGGAGUUUAGGUCACAAUAGUCACAUUAUUGACAUUAUUAAUUUCAUAGUAGGAGUAGGAUGAAAAUGGAAAACAAACCUUCAUCAAUCAUGUAGCUUAGCAGUUAACCGUGUCCAGAUUCAGAUGUGGUGGUCUGCAAAUCAGCCCCAGUUCAUGAGCCUUACGGUGCCGUCCGCACAAUUUGAGACAAGAAACUAGAAAAUUUAUUAUUUAAAUUAAUGUUUUAUUUUUAAAUUUUAAUUGAGUCCAUUUAAAAAAAAAUAAAAGUCUAGUUUCAAAGCCCUUUUAAUUUUGAUAAUACAAGAUUUUUUUUCCUCUUAAAAUUAAAAUCAUUGACAUAAUUCCUUUCUAAUCAUUUUUUUAUUCACACAUUUAUUAAUGAUUUAUUUUAAAUUCCUAAAUAAGUGUUCAUAUAGCCCAGUGGUCAGGGGAUCUCGGCUCUUUAGCGACCUCAGUGAGGCUCCGCCAGUCAGCCACAAAUUGGUUUUGACUCUGAAAAACAUGGUUCUUGAAAAAGAAAUUCGGCCCUCAAAAUUUUUUUGAAAUCGUCUGCUGCUGACUUUUGGCUCCUUUGACUAAUGAGUUUGCAGACCGCUGCUAUAGCCUAUAUUUAAAGAAAAAUUAUAUUGAUUUUUUUUAAAAACAAUUUAAAACAGCAAUAAUAGAUUACGUAAGAAAAAAAGCUAACAUUGAACAGCUAGCAUUAUAAAUUAAAUGGCAAUACAGUAGACCCUAUAACAUUCGUUAUACCCCUUUCUAAGGUGUCGCGGCUGAUAUAAUUGGCAAAAUGGUCAUUAAAAAUGCGAAUUGAUUUAAUGUAUAUUUUUUUCAGGGGAAAUCUCUCUAUAUAAAUUAGUUUACUUCUUAUUUCUGUUACUAUAAGUGUGUUUACAUCACAUGCUUUCACCUGGGAUAAUUUUUGUUUUAUCGGGUGUGAGUGAAAUUUUCUCAAAUUUUUUCACCAUAAUGUCUGAUGCGGCAGAGGGCCCCCCUCUAGGUUUCAAAAUUAACUCAGAAUUUCUUUAUAGGAAUUAUUUAGAAUAUUUUAUAAUGAAAGCAAAGAUAUCAGAGAUAUUCCACACACUAGUAAUGACAGCAUUAGCUCAAGCGGUAUUGUCUAUAUAAAAGUCAGAUAUUGACAAUUUUAUCCCUAAGCUUAGUCAUAUUGUUACAGACACAUUCGUCUGGGAAAGGAUGGAAAUCGAGCAUAAAAAGUCACAGAUUUGAUCCCAAAUAUCUACCCCAUAGAUAUUUAUGUUUGUAUAUGUUCUGGAGUAUUAAUUAAUAAAAAAUUAUUUAAUAACUUCAAUUACAAAAGAAUUUUUGAACUAAUUUUGUGCCUUCCCCCUUGUAUUUUGUAUGACAGAAAUUUGAAGGUAGUGAAUGAAAAAUUUCUCAAAUAUCACAACUAUAACAUGUCAUUUUCUGAAAGAAUAUUGCUUCUAGUAUCUCAAAAACUUUAUUUUAUGAUGGUUUGAAUAAUUUAUGGAGUAUUUAGGAAGUUGAGUACGGUAUACUUGAGUUAAGUAUGAGUAUGCAUACUUUUGUUUUACUAUACAGUUUAGUGCAUUCAAAAAGAAAUUUGACGAAAAUUUUAACGUAAAAACUGGAAAAAAGAUUCAAUCAAAUUACUGUCGAUCAAUUUCUUUUGAUCAAAUUUCCGGUAACCAUACAAAAUAGCCAGUUGAAAAUUCCUCCUCUGCAAUCUAGUCGAUCUAUAGUUAAUCAGAAAUGCAUAAUCAAUUGGAUAACUAACACUGCUUCUCUUUACCUUGGUAACUAACCUCUGGCUCAUCUAAUGAGAAUGAAGAUCUUCAUCCAAUAUUCUAAUAUACUGUAGUCCUACCUUAAUUGUAAUUGUUUUGUUCUUGAUUUUUAUUUUAAGGAGCUCUACUCUUUUGUUUUCUGAAAAGCUCUACUCUUAUCUGAGCCAUUAUAAUAAUUAUAUGGCUUUCCAAGCAUGCCCUGAGUUACAGUGGAAUCCUAAACUGUUCCAGGAUGUUACCUAAUUUUCUCUGCUAGUUCCCUGGUUUAAUCUAAUAAUUUUUUUUUUUCAGAAUGACACAAGCAUGUCAGAAGAAAUGUAUACCAGCCAAAUACAAAGACCCAGAGUUGUCAAAAGGUGAAGCAGUUUGUAUCGACAGGUGUGUAGCAAAAUAUUUAGAAGUUCAUGACAGGAUAGGGAAAAAACUAACAGCACUGUCCCAGCAAGAUGAGGCAACAAUGAAAAAGAUGCAGCAAGUACAACCAGCUACAAAAUAAUUAUAAAUUGACAACUGCACUUGCAUACUCUCAACUGCCAAUUGGGUACAAAUAAAUCAAAGACUGUGAAGUGUUCUCAACAAAAUGAAAACUUGAGAAACUGAAACGUGGGGUUCUGCACAAGAAAGUUAUUAAUUAGUUAUUUUAUAAUAUGCUGUGAUUUGUGUGGUAAAUGGAAAGAUUUUUAGCAAGAACCUAUAUUUGGGACCUGAGUUAUUUGACCGCCAAAGUUAGAUUUCAUAGCUCACAAGUGGGUCACCAUGAUUUAACCACUUCAUUUGCCAGUAAAAGGCUUUAAUUUAAAUCUGAAUAAAAAAAUUUCAUUUCACGUUUCAUCAUUAUGGUUAUUAAAAUUAUUAAGGUGAAAUUUAUUUUAUAUGCAAAAAAUUCAUUGAUUAAAUUGUAUCUGGUAAUAAUUAUGUUCGCAGUUUAAAUGGAGAAACAUAUAAGUUAUUUGUUAUUUUAAAUAUUUGAACUUUUGUUGUUGACUGAGUUGUGAAAGUUGGGCACAAGGAAGAUGCUUACUUGCAAUUUCAACAAUAACUAAAGGUUAGUUUCCACACCAAGAGUUGAUCAAGUAUGUGCUAAAAUUAAAAUUGCCGACACCAUAACAUUUCUGAUGUUAAAAAGGAAGUUAGAGUUAUAGAAUUCAAUUCAGUUACAAAUUCAGUAUCUGCCCAACUGAAUAUUUAAAAGCACAACAUACUUAGUCUAUCAUUUAACCAAUGCUUGUGUAAAAUUGCACAUCAGUUGCCAAGAGGAAUCACAGUUACUGAUGUUUGUAUGUGAAACUAAAAUACUCUAAAGGCAUGAUGUUUGUACUUUGAAAAUAUAUAAUUUACUGUUCUAAAAUCAAAUAGAGUCAGUGCUGUGUGCUUAAAAAGAAGAUUUUUAAUUAUUAUAUGUAUAAGAUGUACACAUUACAUAGUUUUGUUGUUUCAUAAAAAAUAUGUCAUUUCUAAUAAUUUCUAUGGAUUUUUUGUUCAGUUAUUUUAAACUUCAUAAAAUAUUGUAAAUUAUUUUUUAAAGAAUGUGUUGAUCUUAUUUUGAAUUUGUAGUCCAUCCUCAUCUGUUGCCUACUAAAUUAUAUACUGAUACAUGUUAUCUCACGCCACAGCUUCUAUCUGACACUACAGGCCAUUGAUUCAAAAUAAAUAUCAUUACGAGUUUGAUUAUAAG
Molecule: messenger RNA, 4117 nt
Organism: Lymnaea stagnalis (great pond snail)
Lineage: Eukaryota; Metazoa; Mollusca; Gastropoda; Lymnaeidae
Source: the annotation of a GenBank genome assembly